AAAAAAAAUGGGCAAGAAGACAUCUCGCCCAUCCACCAAGGUCGGCUCGGCCGCAUCGCCAGCCGACGGACUUUCGCAAUCCGGCAGCAAGUCUUCCAUUCUGCGAGCCGCUUUCUCUCCGUCGGAGUACCAAUUGGCCCUUUUCGCGUCCGUUAUCCAGGGCCUGGAUGCGCAGCACCUCCGCAUCCACGAUACCAACACCGGCAGACUACAGUGCGAGCAUGCCUUGGCGCCGAAGGAGACCAUUACCUCGCUCGACUGGGGCUACUAUGGCGGCCAGGGAAAGAAGGGCGACCAGUCCAAGAAGAAGCGCAAGCGCGGGUCUGAUGUCAACGGUAGCGUUGACGGUCUGGACCAGGGAGAUAUCGUUGUCGCAUUCGGUACCAGCACUUCGGAUAUUCGGCUGUAUUCGCCUUCGGAGGACAAGGUCGUUGGCACUCUGACCGGCGUGCAUGACAAGGGUAUCAAGGAUUUCAAGUUUACCGCUGGCCGCCCGGGUCAGGAGGCUUGGAGUAUCGGUGGUGAUAACAAGCUUGUGCAGUGGGAUCUCCGCACUGGCCAGAGCUCAAGGACGAUUCACCUGCCCGCAUCCUCGGUCUUUACUGCUCUCUCUCGUCCCGUUCCCUCCACCACGCCCGUCAUCUGCGCAUCCCAGACCCCGUUCUUAAUAGAUAUUGAAAAUACCGACGAGCCGCCUGCCAAGUUCCCCGCCAUGCGCAACCAGAUUCACACCGUCAUCUCGUCUUCUUCGGAGUCUGCUGGCUCGGGUACUUUCCUAGCAUCUGAUGGCGAGCGCUUCAUCAACGUUUUCGACGCCUCCAACCAAAAGCUCGUCCGCAACCUGGUGGCGGAUCAGGAUGUGUCCUUCGUGUCCCUGUACAACGCUGGUAACUCCGCGCUCGAGACGCAAGUCCUCGCCGCCGUCACCGAAAAUGGAACGAUCGAGUUCUUCACAAAGCCCUUCGCCCAGCCCCAGACUGCGCAGUCCACCAGUGCCAAGGCCAACCGGAAACAGAUGACCCAAAAGGCGAACGCCUCCCUCAAGAUUAUCCGCUCCGAAUCUUCAGAUGCCUGCGUGCCCGUGGUAUCUACCUCUUUCCAGGGCCCUGACAUCAUCGUUGCUUAUGCCGAGGGUGGUGUCAUUCCGGUGUUCGAGCGUGUGAAGCUCGUUGAUGAGACUACUGACGAGCUUGCGUUUACUGGCAUCAAGGCAGUUGUGAAGAGCAAGUCGAGCUCCGCCAUUGCAUCCGUAACAACAAACGGAGGCAAGAAUGCCGGUGAAAGCCAGGUCAACGAGACCCACGCUGUUGUGGAGCAGGGUAACUUUGUGGAUGACGAUAUUGAGAUGAACGACGAUGCCGCCUCCGUGUCCGGCAGCGAGGAGGACUCUGACGAUGAGGAAGACACCAAGCCCGCUACCGAGAAGAAGAGCAAGCCCACCAAGCAGACCGCUGCUGACGAGGACGUUGAAAUGAAAAAUGCCGAACCGGAGGAUGAGGAAGAGGAGGAAGAAGGUGCUGAGCCAUCAUUCGGCGAGCUGCUGCGCGCCAACGCCGGCCAGGAGGUUGAUGUCGAGGCCGAGCUCGACGACGACGUGAACCUGGGCGCCCUGGUGCCUGGCAAGCCCACCGCAGCCGUGCAACAGAUCCCUACCGGCGUGUCACUUGCCACCGUCCUCACACAGUCCCUGAAGACCAAUGACAACGGCAUGCUCGAGUCCUGCUUCCACACCAACGACACCUCCAUCAUCCGAACCACUAUCCAGCGCCUCGAAUCUUCCCUGGCUGCUACCUUGCUCCAGAAGCUCGCUGAGCGACUUUCCUCCCGUCCUGGUCGCUAUGGCCACCUUCUCGUCUGGGUGCAGUGGACCUGCGUCGCCCACGGCGGUGCUUUGGCCGGCCAACCCGAGCUGUUGAAGCGCAUGGCUACCCUGUACAAGGUCAUGGACCAGCGCUCGUCGAGCCUGCCUUCCCUGCUCCUUCUCAAGGGUAAGCUGGACAUGCUGGAUGCCCAGCUUGGUCUGCGGUCAUCGAUGCGCGGUGACGGUGACGAUAUGGAUAGCGAGGAUGAAGACAACGUUAUCUACGUUGAGGGCCAGGAGGAUGAUGAUGACAGCGAGACCGGGGCCAAGCCGCGGACGAAGUCGAUACGCGACCAGGCAUUUGACGAAGACGAGUCUAUGAUGAACGGCGUCGACGAGUCCGAAGAUGACGAGGACGACGGCAGCGAGGAGGAAGAUGAAGACGAGGAGGGAUUGCUGGACAUCGAAGCCGAAGAGUCUGCCGGCUCCUCCGACGCCGAAGAGUCCCUGGAAGAAAACGAGGACGACGAAGACGACGACGGCGCUAGCGAGGGCUCGCUGGUUGAUUUCGUCGCUGAUACAGAGGACGAGGAAUCCGACGAUGCCAUUGAGCAGCCGCCGCCGACAAAGAAGAGCAAGACGAGCGGGAAGAAGGGAGGGCGGACAUAG
This is a messenger RNA of Penicillium cinerascens, 2470 nucleotides long. RefSeq names its product WD40 repeat and Utp12 domain-containing protein. Gene Ontology annotation, cellular component: nucleolus. Gene Ontology annotation, molecular function: protein binding. Lineage: Eukaryota; Fungi; Ascomycota; Eurotiomycetes; Eurotiales; Aspergillaceae. The coding region runs from base 8 to 2470 and encodes 820 amino acids. Gene Ontology annotation, biological process: maturation of SSU-rRNA from tricistronic rRNA transcript (SSU-rRNA, 5.8S rRNA, LSU-rRNA). The transcript has 2 exons. The record is from RefSeq and is a predicted model, not a curated record.